Messenger RNA from Anopheles funestus (African malaria mosquito), 1527 nucleotides. Its product is annotated as venom protease-like. Gene Ontology annotation, molecular function: serine-type endopeptidase activity. Gene Ontology annotation, biological process: proteolysis. NCBI's taxonomy places the organism in Eukaryota, Metazoa, Arthropoda, Insecta, Diptera, Culicidae. The coding region runs from base 83 to 1384 and encodes 433 amino acids. The record is from RefSeq and is a predicted model, not a curated record. The transcript is spliced from 2 exons.
UAGUUGAAACUCGAUUUCAGUUUUGUGCAGUGAACAAUCGACGCUACACGUCUGUGUGUAGCUAAGUGUUAAGAACGUUAAGAUGAUUCCAACAGUGCAGGUGGUGCUGAAGCUGUUACUAAUUGUUUCUACGGUGUACGGACUUAGUAUUGUCCGUGAUCAACAUGUGAAGGAAAAUCUGAUGAAUUUCAAUGACGUUGAUCAAACGUUAGCUGAGGAAGAUCGUGGCGUUGAUAGAGCUAGCUUUGCGAAAGUAAAUCGAGCUACUUAUGCCAAUCGGAAGCAGCAACGUGAAAGCAAGCAGUUGGAUCUGAACGAACUUGCACGGAAACGACGUGCGACGGAAGCGAAGGGUCAAGCCCAAACUAAGGGUAAGGAAUGUCGUACACGGGCUGGUGAGAAAGGACACUGCUCGAGCUAUCAAAGCUGCAAGGGUCCCGAGCUGAAGGAGAGCGUAUGGUCCAUCCUGCAGCAUCUCUGCAUUAUCGAGGGCAUGAGUGUCGGUGUCUGCUGCCCGGAUGUGGUACAGGAUGGCAAUGGCCCCGAGUUCUCUGCCCGACUGCCAGCCAGAGCCGAUUCGUACGAUGACGUCGAUGGAUUGGGAGAUGGACCAACGGGACGGGAUGCGAUCGUACGCCCGGAAGAGCGUGGUUGUGGACUGUCCACCAAGCAGCUGUCCAAAAUUUCCGGUGGACGUCCGGCCGAAUCUAACGAAUGGCCCUGGAUGGUGGCACUCGUCAUGUCAAAGACUUCGUUCUGUGGUGGCGUACUCAUCACCGAUCGGCACGUACUAACGGCGGCCCACUGUGUGAUGAAUCUGAAGCUGAACCAGUUCAUCGUACGACUCGGCGAGUACGACUUCAAGCAGUUCAAUGAGACGCGUUACCGUGACUUCCGUGUGGCGGAAAUUCGUGCUCAUGCCGACUUCGAUCAGAUCAGUUACGAGAAUGAUAUAGCGAUGCUGAAGCUGAUCCAGCCAUCGUUCUUUAACUCGUACAUCUGGCCGAUCUGUAUGCCACCGCUCGAUGAUACCUGGACCGGAUAUCAGGCUAUUGUGACCGGGUGGGGUACACAGUUCUUCGGUGGUCCUCAUUCACCCAUUCUGAUGGAGGUGAAAAUACCGAUCUGGUCGAAUCAGGAGUGUCAGGAGGUGUAUGUUAACCGUAUCUACAAUACGACCAUGUGUGCCGGCGAGUACGAAGGUGGAAAGGACUCGUGUCAGGGUGAUAGUGGUGGACCGCUGAUGAUACAGCUGCCCAACCAACGGUGGGCAGUCGUUGGUGUCGUUUCCUGGGGAAUUCGUUGCGGAGAACCUAAUCAUCCAGGUAUUUACACCCGGAUCAGUUCGUACGUACGGUGGAUCAUCGAAAAUGCUGUGUUCUAGUGUUCGGAAGCACAUGAGAAGGUUCGUUCGUGGCACAGCAUAAGCAAAAUGUCCAAGUAACUAUUUCUUAGUGCAUCUUCGAUGUCAUUCUUCUGUAUCUUGUACGACAUUCAAUAAUAAAGCAAUUGCAAUUCGAUUACAAA